Messenger RNA from Osmia bicornis bicornis, 3926 nucleotides. RefSeq names its product vacuolar protein sorting-associated protein 41 homolog (gene lt). Gene Ontology annotation, biological process: macroautophagy; cellular response to starvation; vesicle-mediated transport. Bases 224 to 2788 code for a protein of 854 amino acids. Gene Ontology annotation, molecular function: protein binding. The record is from RefSeq and is a predicted model, not a curated record. The transcript is spliced from 15 exons. NCBI's taxonomy places the organism in Eukaryota, Metazoa, Arthropoda, Insecta, Hymenoptera, Megachilidae. Gene Ontology annotation, cellular component: late endosome; HOPS complex.
CGCAUGCAUGUUAUCUUGGUAGCGGAGCGUGGCAGAACCAAUCAGAGCCAACAUGCGCAGACAGAACCAAAAUUUGGUCAUCCGACGUGUCAAAACGGGACGUGAGAAAGCAAUUCGCAGCAUAUAAAUAAGUGAAACGCAUCCCUGAAAAAGGUUUUGACAGUUCAUGGUUACGAACGUUCGUGAGUUUUGAUUCAGUUGAAGAAUUUUAAUAAAAACGGGCAUGGAAAAUACUUCAAAUAAGGAAGAACAAAAUAACCAGGAUGAUUCAGACUCGGAAAUAGACGAAAUAGAACCAAGGCUGAAAUAUGUUAGGAUGCGAAAUGAUUUGGAGGAUAUAUUGCAAAAUGAUGCAGCUAGUUGCAUUGCAGUGCAUCCCAAGUUCCUAUGCCUGGGCACUCAUUGGGGUAAAAUACACCUUUUAGACCAUCAGGGAAAUAAUAUCCAAUCCAAAAGUCUACAGGCACACACGGUUGCUGUCAAUCAAAUUUCUAUAGAUCACAAUGGAGAUUUUAUUGCAUCCUGCAGCGAUGAUGGAAAGGUUUUUAUAUAUGGUCUUUAUAGUACUGAAAAUAACCAUAAUAUGAGUAUGGGUAGAUCAGUCAAAAGUAUAGCUAUAGAUCCAAAUUAUUAUAAAAGCAGUAGUGGAAGAAGAUUUAUUACAGGAGAUGAUAAAUUGGCUUUGUAUGAGAAAACCUUUUUAUCCAGAAUGAAAGUAACUGUAUUGUGCGAAGCAGAAGGUGGAGUAAGAUCAGUUGCAUGGAUUGGACAUUUUGUAGCUUGGGCAUCUGACAUUGGUGUUAGGGUUUAUGAUUUAAAUGCCAGAUGUUCGCUAGGUCUUAUUAAGUGGUCUAGGUCUGCCGACGCAUUACCAGAACAUUAUCGAUGUAAUCUUCGAUGGUCAGACGAUCGAACGUUAUUAAUCGGUUGGGUUGACAUAGUACGAAUUUGUCAAAUUAGAAAAAGAUCGAUACAAGAGAUGGUGAAUAGAGAUCUGCCAGAAUAUGUUGUAGAUCCAGUUUCAACUUUUCAAGUGGAUUUUUACAUUUCUGGUAUUGCUCCUUUAGAAAAUCAGUUAGUAUUAUUAGGAUGUUUGAAGGAAUUUGAUGAAAAUGGAAAGAGUCAACGACCAAUGCUACAUGUUGUUGAACCGAAAUAUCAGGAUUUCUCUAUUGUUUGUACAAGUUCUCUUACACUUCGUGGUUAUAAAGAAUAUAGUUGCAACGAUUAUCAUUUAGACUGUUUAAAAGAAGAAAACAGGUUUUUUAUUGUAAGUCCAAAGGAUAUUGUUGUAGCUAGUUUAUAUGAUGCUGAUGACAGAAUUGAAUGGCUUUUAAGUCAUGGAAAAUUUGAACAAGCAUUAGAAGCAGUAACAAUAAAUAAUGGCAAAAAUUGUAAAAGACACACAUUAGUUAAUGUCGGCCGUGUAUAUUUAGAUCAUUUGCUAGCUUGCGGAAAAUAUGAUGAAGCAGGAAAAUUGUGCUUGAAAAUUUUAGGAAAGGAUAAAAAAUUGUGGGAAGAAGAAGUAUAUAAAUUUGCAAGAGUUCAUCAAUUACGAUCAAUUUCUUCGUAUCUUCCAAGAGGUGACGUGACGUUAGAUCCAUUAAUUUACGAGAUGGUUUUGUAUGAAUAUCUGAAAAUGGAUCCCGACGGAUUUCUUCAACUAGUCAAAGAGUGGUCUCCGAAGUUGUAUAAAGUUGCAGCUGUUGUAAAUGGUGUUCUAGAACACCUUUUACUGCAUAAUCAACGACAAAACGUGCUUUUAGAGGCUUUAGCUAUUUUAUAUAUUCAUGAUGGAAAAUAUGACAAAGCAUUGGCUAUGUAUUUAAAAUUGAGGCACAAAGAUGUAUUUCAACUUAUUCAAAAAUAUCAGCUGUAUAAUACUGUAUAUGACAUGAUAGAAGGUUUAAUGGAUUUAGACGCAGAACGUGCUAUACAAUUUUUUUUAGAAAAGGAUAAAGACAAAGGAUUAGAAAAGAUUAGAGUGCCAUCUGAUAUUGUUGUACAAAAAUUGCAGCAUAAUCAUCGAUAUUUAUAUUUGUAUUUAGAUGCAUUAGAUAAAACGAAUAUGAAAGAUUCAAAAGGCAAAUACCAUGGUCUGUUGGUCCGACUUUAUGCCGAUUACUCUCGGGAUAAAUUAUUACCACUUUUACGCCGUUCUGAUAAUUAUCCGAUUCAGCAAGCGCUAGAUAUUUGUAGUCAACGACAAUUUUAUCCGGAAAUGGUAUAUUUGCUCGGUAGAAUUGGGAAUACUUCCGAAGCUUUAGCACUUAUGACGAGAGAACUAAAUGAUAUGGAAAGUGCGAUCGCGUUCUGUCAAGAACACGACGAUGAAGAAUUAUGGAAGGAUUUAAUUAAUUAUUCCGUAGAUAAGCCCAAGGCAAUCACAUUUCUCCUUCAGAAAAUAGGCACAUAUGUCGAUCCUAGGCUUAUGGUUAAAAGGAUAGAUCCAACUCUAGAAAUUCCUGGAUUGAAAAACGCUUUAGUUAAAAUGAUGUGCGAUUAUAAUCUUCAAGUUUCGGUACAAGAAGGUUGCAAAAAAAUUUUAUCUAGCGAUUAUUUUAAUUUACACGAAAGAUUGGUUAAAUGCCACCAGAAAGGAAUAUUUAUAGAUGAUGAUCAAAUGUGUGGAGCUUGCCAUAGGAAAAUAAUUGUAAGAGAACCAAGGAAUUUAGUUGUAUUUUAUUGUAAACAUUCGUUUCACGAAGAUUGUUUACCGAACUUCGAAGUAGUGGAAAAUUGCGUUAUAUGUAAUUCACAAAAGGAUUCAUCACCGGGCAAAAAAUGAUACAGGCAAUGGAAUUUUGAUGUUGCUGAGCUAGUAACUUUUGACCCACCGAAAUGACCGUCGAUGGACAUCGAAGAUUGCACAUGUACUAAAAAUUCAUGAGCUUGAGGCCCGAUGGAUUCUACUAGAAUGCAAUAACCGCCUAUCGGCUUUGUAUUCCUUUCAGGUUCAUUUUUUAAACAUAUUAUCAAAGUCUCUCGAAAACAUAAAGCUGUUCGUUUUACAUUAUCUGAAGUACAAAAAAGAAACAGAAAUAUUUACUUAUUAUACAAGAAUAUUAAUAUUUGUAACAUAAUAUAUAUAUUUUUUUUGACAAUAUUCUACUGUCUAACAGUGGAAAAAGAUUAUAGCUUGAAAGGCAUGCAUAUGCUACAUUCCAAAUACGCCUGAUUUAAUUAGCGACGAAUAAAUCUACCUGUUUAUAUAUUAUAUAUUUUUCUAUUAGAUUUUGUUGUGCGCCAUUUUUGUGAAUAUUUUGUUUGUUUUAUUUAUAUAAUAUCUUUAUUCGUUGUUGAAGAAAUUUGGUUAGAACGAAUUAUGAGGAUAAAAUGUUAGAUGAAUAUGUUUUAUCUACCAAGUUUUUAACAGUUUUUAUUGUCAUUAAACGAUUAUUUUAUUUGAAAUCUGAUCGAUCAUAAGCUCACAACUUGCUGUACAUACUAAUGUAUGCACUGAAAUUUUAAAAUGAAAUUAUUAUAAUAUAAAAGAAAUAGUUGAGGUACUUAUAUUAUGUGCAAUGAAUCCUUACGAAUAGAAGAAUUUUCUUACAAAUUUAUAUAUUAGUAUGUGCAGUAAAAACUCCAUAGGAUUGUUACAAUAUCAAAUAUUCUGUAUUUUGUACAAGAACGUGCCAUUACUGUAUAAAACAAUUUUAGUAUGUUCCGUAGUACGUAAGAAAAAUAUUUAUCGGUACACAGUCUUUGCAUACGUAAUAUUACAAUUGAUACCUAGGAUAUUUCACCUAGGUUUCCAUGUAAAUACUGUUUCUAAGUUACAGCAUAAAACAACAAUAACAUGUAAAAUAUAAUUAAUAUAUAAAUUUUUCACGUCGCUCUUAAAACUGUAUGUUUGAUAAUUUUUAGAGUUUCUUUGUGGUAAUGCUUAUAAUUAAAAUACGUUUUUGUCUAAACGAAUGGAA